Callorhinus ursinus (northern fur seal) is the source of this 1801-nucleotide messenger RNA. It is a transcript of the gene CHST1, whose product is annotated as carbohydrate sulfotransferase 1. Gene Ontology annotation, biological process: keratan sulfate proteoglycan metabolic process; N-acetylglucosamine metabolic process; carbohydrate metabolic process. Lineage: Eukaryota; Metazoa; Chordata; Mammalia; Carnivora; Otariidae. Gene Ontology annotation, molecular function: N-acetylglucosamine 6-O-sulfotransferase activity; keratan sulfotransferase activity. Gene Ontology annotation, cellular component: Golgi membrane. The record is from RefSeq and is a predicted model, not a curated record.
GGCCGAGGAGGAGGGCGCGGAAGGCGGAGGAUGCCGCCGCCGAUGUCGCCGCCGCCACCCGCCGGCCCCCGGCGAGCCUGACUCCAGACCCGAGGAUGGAGCCGGCGCGGGGCGCUACAGCGGCUCCCGGUGCGCCCCUCACCAGGUAGCCGUUCUCCUCUCUGGUGUGGUUGGAAGAAGAGCCUCCCGCCCCAGCUGUCCCUUCCGAGUGGGCCUCGGUGUCUGGGCUAUCUAGACGGAGCUGCCAUUUCCACCUGGAGGUCUGGGAACGCUUCCCCUGUCUCUCUCUCUACAGUCUAUUGCUCACAGGGCCUCUGCAUAGGCUGGGACUGCCGGCUAGGCCAGGAGACCUGGCAGCUGUGGACUCCCCAGCUCGGAGCAGCCCCUCUUUGACCUCGCAUGGUGGAGAAGCAGCCCCAUGAAGGUGCCCAGCCAUGCAAUGUUCCUGGAAGGCCGUCCUCCUCCUUGCCCUGGCCUCCAUCGCCAUACAGUACACCGCCAUCCGCACCUUCACCGCCAAGUCCUUUCACACCUGCCCGGGGCUGGCGGAGGCGGGGCUGGCCGAGCGGCUUUGCGAGGAGGGCCCCACCUUUGCCUACAACGCCUCCCGCAAGACCCACAUCCUCAUCCUGGCCACCACGCGCAGCGGCUCCUCCUUCGUGGGCCAGCUCUUCAACCAGCACCUGGACGUCUUCUACCUGUUCGAGCCCCUCUACCACGUCCAGAACACGCUCAUCCCCCGCUUUACCCAGGGCAAGAGCCCCGCGGACCGGCGGGUCAUGCUGGGCGCCAGCCGUGACCUCCUGAGGAGCCUCUAUGACUGUGACCUCUACUUCCUGGAGAACUACAUCAAGCCGCCGCCCGUCAACCACACCACCGACAGGAUCUUCCGCCGCGGGGCCAGCAGGGUGCUGUGCUCCCGCCCCGUGUGCGACCCCCCGGGCUCCCCCGAACUGGUACUGGAGGAGGGGGACUGCGUGCGCAAGUGUGGUCUGUUGAAUUUGACGGUGGCCGCCGAGGCCUGUCGCGAGCGCAGCCACGUGGCCAUCAAGACGGUGCGGGUGCCCGAGGUUAACGACCUGCGGGCCCUGGUUGAAGACCCCCGGUUAAACCUCAAGGUCAUCCAGCUGGUCCGAGACCCGCGUGGCAUCCUGGCCUCCCGCAGCGAGACGUUCCGCGACACGUACCGCCUCUGGCGGCUCUGGUACGGCACUGGGAGGAAGCCCUACAACCUGGAUGUGACGCAGCUGACCACGGUGUGCGAGGACUUCUCCAACUCCGUGUCCACCGGCCUCAUGCGGCCCCCGUGGCUCAAGGGCAAGUACAUGUUGGUGCGUUACGAGGACCUGGCCAGGAACCCCAUGAAGAAGACCGAGGAGAUCUACGGUUUCCUGGGGAUCCCCCUGGACAGCCAUGUGGCCCGCUGGAUCCAGAACAACACGCGGGGUGACCCCACCUUGGGCAAGCACAAAUACGGCACCGUGCGAAACUCGGCGGCCACGGCCGAGAAGUGGCGCUUCCGCCUCUCCUACGACAUUGUGGCCUUCGCCCAGAACGCUUGCCAGCGGGUGCUGGCGCAGCUGGGCUACAAGAUGGCCACGUCGGAGGAGGAGCUCAAGAACCCCUCCGUCAGUCUGGUGGAGGAGCGGGACUUCCGCCCUUUCUCGUGACGAGGGCUCCGUGGGUGGGGGUGAGGGGCACAUGGCGUCGGUUUUGAUAAAAUGGACCCUUUUUAACUGUUGCCUUAUUUCCCCCUCUCUCUCCCGCCCGGUCUCUGUGUCCUUCCUGCCUCCCCCUCCCC